GGUGUGGCCCAAAACAGCAAAAGCCCACCCACUACUCACGCAAUCCCUAACCUCCCUGAUGCCCUUCUUCCGCCCACCGCCGCCGGUCCCCUGCUUCCACCCACUGCCGCCUGCCCUCUCGUUUCCAUCUGCCGCCGAGGCACCCUGCUUCCACCCGCCGCCACUAGCCCCCGUGCUUCCACCCGCCGUCGGCGGCCCCCUUGCUUCCCCCCGCCGCCACGCCCCCGCCUGCCACAUCCGGCGACAGGCCGCGCCCACCGCCGAACGUGUUCAGCGAUGGCUCCGACGCCCCCACCCUAGCUUGCCCAGUCGUGGACUAUGGUUCCCUCCUGGCUGCCGGCAGAAACGCCGCUCUUGUACCCACGGACGUCGUGCUCCCCGACCUGACGCGGUGCGGCUGCCUCCCCAGCGACCCCUCCAGCCGACGCCAGUGGUCAGAACCGCAAAACUCCCAUCCCCUCUCGAUCUCACAUUCUUGUUGUUGUACUGCUGCUGCCUCUUCUUUGGAAGAGAUCAGUCAUUGUCCCCUGCAGAUGGCAACCUGAACGAUGAAGAGAAUUUGGUUUGCCUCCUGCUGUGUCGGCAGCUCAUGGCCACACCCAUCUACAAUUCAGCAUGGCUUGCCAAGGCAGUCAAGGUUUAUAUGAAGAGGGAGAAUGCCGGCAGCUGGAAUUCUGGGCUGGAAAAUGAGCAAAUAUUAGAGACCUAUUAUGCACAACUCCAAAAAGUCCUGAAACUUCAUGAAGACACUUUUUGGAAUUAAUAAAAAAUACUGGCAAAAGAAUCAACCAGAGGGGGCCCACACCCUGAACACGAGGGUGGAGGGCGCCCUACCCCCUGGGCGCGCCCAUUGUCUCAUGGCCCCCCCUGGCAGGCCUUCGGUGCGCAUCUUUCGCUAUAUGAAGUCUUCGCCCAGGAAAAAAUAAGAAGGAAGCUUUUGGGACAAACCGCCGCCGUCUCGAGGCGGAACCUUGGCAGAACCAAUCUAGGGCUCAGGCAGAGUUGUUCUGUCGGGGAAACAUCCCUCUGGGAGGGGGAAACCAUCACCAUUGUCAUCACCAGGAGGGGGUCAAUCUCCAUCAACAUCUUCACCAUCACCAUCUCCUCUCAAACCCUAGUUCAU
Molecule: messenger RNA, 1123 nt
Organism: Triticum aestivum (bread wheat)
Lineage: Eukaryota; Viridiplantae; Streptophyta; Magnoliopsida; Poales; Poaceae
Product: myosin tail region-interacting protein MTI1
Exons: 2
Coding region: 59-763 (234 amino acids)
Source: RefSeq, a predicted model, not a curated record